GUUCCAAAAGACGGCCAAUACAAUUACACAGUUUCAGUGAGCACCCAAACGCAGCUCUUUGUCCCCUUCAGCUGAAUCAGCUCUACAACGCCCCUCAGUUAGCAGAGAAAGAGAAGAGAAUAUUGACGAUCGAGCAUGGGAGGAGGUGAACAUGCACACGGAGAUGGGGCCCACGGAGACUUCAGGGCCAAGGUGUGGAGCAUGAGUGGGGGUCCGUACUGUAGGCCCAAGCACUGGAAGCGCAACACCGCCAUCGCCAUGGCCGGCAUCUUCCUUGUCUGCAUUCCUAUCGCCAUGAAAUCUGCCGAGCUCGAGCAACGGCCACAUAAUCCUGUACGCCCGAUCCCAUCACAACUCUGGUGCAAGAACUUUGGAAAGAAAGACUACUGAGUUUAUUUAGGACCGUUGGGUGAAAGCAGUACCAGCGGAGGUUGGGUAUCUAAAUCUUGCAGCACGCAAAUUAUUCCUUGUAUUAGAUGUUUGCAGAGAAUAUGAGCAGCCUUUUAACACAUGUUGUGUACAUGUUUUCGUAAUCUUGAAUUUGUUAGUGAUUAUGUGAGUUAUUAUUCACUUUGCUAUACUGUCAAUCUCCAAAAUAAAUUGUCUACCUCUGUGUCUAGCUUUUGUUAAUAAAGUAUUUGAAUUGGCCUUGGUUGA
Prunus avium (sweet cherry) is the source of this 657-nucleotide messenger RNA. RefSeq lists its product as uncharacterized. The record is from RefSeq and is a predicted model, not a curated record. NCBI's taxonomy places the organism in Eukaryota, Viridiplantae, Streptophyta, Magnoliopsida, Rosales, Rosaceae.